UGUGUGUGUGUGUGUUUCAUAUGGUUGUUAAGCAGCACUCUGAACCCUUGCAAUUGCUUGAGUUAAUAAUUGCUGGAUUGAAUCUCUGAUCUUGAGUGGGCGAAAUGCAAGGGUGGAGAUUGGAGUUUUCUUCCACGGUGGGCGCUCGCUGCAAAGAGCUCCCGGCUCUCUGGGAAGACGUGACCCCCAGGUGGCUGACCUGGAGAAGCUCCGGGGGGCAGAGAGGGUUCUCCUUUCACCGCCCGGGGAGACGCCAGAUCCUCCACUGCUAACUGAGAUGGCCGAUGCCCCAUUGCCAAAUUUAACCCCCAGACAUCAGGAACUCAUCCCUACGCCAUGUGGCCCCAUCAAACCUUGGUCGGAGCUGUCCUCCCCCGUCAAGAUCUACUUCUGUGUCACCAUCCUUUCCCUCCUGAGUAUCAUCGGCUUAACGGUAGAGAACCUCGUCCAGCAGACUGAUGAAGACUUCACCAUCUCUCUCAUUCAGUUAAUUGGUGUCGUCUUCUGCAUUUAUUACGUGAGCCGGGGGAUCCUCCAAGAAAACCGACAGGAGCUCAUAGUCUUUGUUCUUUCCAUCUCGCUGGUCAUGCUGCGCUCGGUCAUCAACUUCGCGGUCCUCUCCUCGGAGCAGAAGCCCAAGUUACUUGCCCGCUUCGUCCUGAUCCUCCUGGUGGGCGCCUUCGACGUGAUCUGCGCCGUCGUCCUCAUCCAGACCGACAGCACGAUGGCCUUCCGGGUGGGCGGGGCCCUGGAGAGCCUCCAGUGGCAGUACUUCAUGCAGAGUCUCUGCUUUUCCAUGCUGACCUUUGACCUCCAGGCACAGCUCUGCCUGUGUGUCCUGCUGCUUAUGACACUACACAGCCUCUCUGUCCUGCACAGCGUCAUCCUGGCACUUGGGAUUUUCUGGGCUUUCCUGAAAGUCACCUGCGGUAUCAUUGCUAUCUUGAAAGAGUUAAAGCCUCUUGCCUGGAUUUUCCUCAGCCAGAAUAUACCUGAAGUGGCUUAUCUCGCCUACCUGCUUUACACGGUGACCGUCAAGUGGGGCCAAGGUGACUCCUACGUUCUCGAAGCCGCCCUCAUCACCGGAACCUGCAUCUCCGUGGCCAUCAAAAGCGUCCUGUUUUGGUCUCUGUUCCACGUCUACCGGAGCUUUGGACAAGGGCUGAGAGAAAGGAUGUUUUCUUCCUAUGGAAGCAUCGCUUCAUGAAGACAGCUCCUUUUGCCGGACCCUGAGAGGUGCUUUUACAGCAUGAGAACUAACCCAAGCCGGCAGAUUUCGCUCGCCCACUCCAACUGGGGACACCGAGAUCACCGCCGGGCCGAGUGGAAGGACAGGAGGAGGGACUCAGUUCCACAACUCAAUCCAAGAUGUUCACACGGCCCCUUUCGACAUUCCGGGCUCCCAGCCGGAGUCCCAGGAUCCAGUUGGGCCCCUUGGCCAGGAAUUCACAGCCGCGGAUCCUCGGAGCCCGUCAGAUUCCCCGACCGAACGCUGUUGUGCGUGUGCACUUGUGUGUUUUUGAAGAGCGACCGCUUCGCCCACCGUCCCGUCCUCACAACAGCGUCCACUUGACGUAGCUUGUGUGGCUGUGAUAAAUGUGAGGGCUGUUCUGCUCCUCCGCACAAAUGAUCCCCGCUUGGGCACUGUGGUCCAGGCCCAAUAGACAAAAGGUUGCCCGUGUGUUACGAUAUAAUCCAGCAACCAGGCCCAGAGUGUUUCAGAAGCCUUAUCCUCCCGGGCCAAAGAUGUGCCUCCCAGCGCCUUUUCGCUCAGCGGACAUCCGUGUUUCUACCUACAACAGUUGCAGGGUGUGAGAUCUUUAGCCCGGCCGCUUUGCUGUUGAUGCCAUCGGUUGUGGUGUGUGUGUGUCCCUGUUGGAGAAACUGGGAGAAUUUGUAGUGGCAGCUUUGCCUUGUCAUUCAUUCCCCACAGCUAGGCCGGAAAGUGCCUAGCCCAGGAGGGGCUAAAUCAGCACAAUGGCGUGUUGAAGGUUCAGGGCAAGGGGAGAUACAGCUGGAGGGAAUUGGGGCCUUUUGACUGCUUCGCCCCCUGCACCCUUUCCCAGCCUCUGGCACUGGCAAUGUGGUCCUGUUUCCCCACCCUUUGGAAAUGAAACGCACCAGGCAGGAGUCAGACUACAACUCCCAUCAUCCCCUGUCACUGCAGCGGGGGGGUGAUGGGAGCUGUAGUCCAACUUCUAGGGACCCACGGUUGGGAAUCCUGGCCCAGGCUGCCUGACUGCGGGACAUUUCUGUAUCUUUGAUCACAAGUGGCGUAUUACAGCUUCAAUGCGAGCGGGCCCGUCUUUUACCCGCUAGAGAAGCAGUCUGAACCUUGCCACUAUUCAGAAGCUUCUAGAAGCUUGUCACUGGCCCUUUGGCUAUCUCAGCGUCCAGUGGCUAUAGCGAUUUGCUCGUGUCUGCCUUAGCAUGGCUCCUUUCUUGCUAAAUCCAAAUAAUUUUUUUUAAAAAAAUAAACAAAUAAAACCCUCAGCCUCCCAACCUGACCUUCACCCCAUUUUUAACUUAUGUCCCACUCUUUUAAAAAAUAAACAGGUAUCAGCCCCGGGAGUGUCUUAACUGCUAUGCUCUCUCCCAGCAGAGUGAGUUUGGGUUUUUUAUUUUUUAUUUUUUGAAGAGAGAAACAAUAACGGUGUUUAAUACUGUACUUUUGAAGCUUUGUUAUUUUAUUAAGAAGUUUCUUACAGGUCUUGUAUUUUUCAAUAAAGAGAGUCAAGACCGGC
This is a messenger RNA of Hemicordylus capensis (graceful crag lizard), 2744 nucleotides long. RefSeq lists its product as uncharacterized. Lineage: Eukaryota; Metazoa; Chordata; Lepidosauria; Squamata; Cordylidae. The transcript has 9 exons. The record is from RefSeq and is a predicted model, not a curated record. Bases 278 to 1207 code for a protein of 309 amino acids.